AUGUCGUCACGCAUAUUAUCAGGUAUCUUAGGCGUUGGAGUGGACAUCGUCCAGAUAUCACGCAUCCAAGCCGUUGCCAUGCGGCGGGGCUACGAUAGAUUGGCCAAUCGCAUCUUGAGUGAGACCGAGAAGAACGAUUGGAAUUCACUGACCGACACCUAUCUCAGAAACCGUUUUCUUGCCGUCAGAUGGGCAGUCAAAGAAGCUGCGUACAAGGCGUUGUACCCAGCCUUCCGUCCAAGCUGGGGAUAUCUCACCUUCCGAUCUCUAUAUGGCGCACAUUCGAAGCCCUCUUUAGUAUUCACGGACCGAAACGCAAAUCCACCAAUCCUCGCACCGGUAAAAUUGCAUGCAAGUGUAUCGCAUGAUGCUGGUUUUGUUGUUGCCUACGUUCUGGCCGAGAGUGACUCCAAGCUUUAG
Messenger RNA from Cantharellus anzutake, 420 nucleotides. Its product is annotated as 4'-phosphopantetheinyl transferase superfamily. Lineage: Eukaryota; Fungi; Basidiomycota; Agaricomycetes; Cantharellales; Hydnaceae. Gene Ontology annotation, biological process: fatty acid biosynthetic process. The record is from RefSeq and is a predicted model, not a curated record. The transcript is spliced from 2 exons. The coding region runs from base 1 to 420 and encodes 139 amino acids. Gene Ontology annotation, molecular function: holo-[acyl-carrier-protein] synthase activity; magnesium ion binding.